Messenger RNA from Debaryomyces hansenii CBS767, 1020 nucleotides. RefSeq names its product type 2C protein phosphatase (gene PTC4). Gene Ontology annotation, biological process: protein dephosphorylation. Gene Ontology annotation, molecular function: cation binding; protein serine/threonine phosphatase activity. The record is from RefSeq and is a predicted model, not a curated record. The transcript has a single exon. Lineage: Eukaryota; Fungi; Ascomycota; Pichiomycetes; Serinales; Debaryomycetaceae. Bases 1 to 1020 code for a protein of 339 amino acids.
AUGGGCCAAUUAUUAUCACAUCCAAUUGAGGAUAAAACCAUGGAACAUAAGUCAUAUGAUACAAUCACAUAUUGUAUAGGACUGAUGCAAGGGUAUCGGAUGAGUAUGGAGGAUGCUCAUAAUGUCAAAGUGAAUGAGGAUGAAUCACUCGCCGUAUUUGGUGUGUUUGAUGGCCAUGGUGGGAAGACAUGCGCCGAAGUCGUAAGUGACAAGCUACCAACAAUGGUGUUUAGAGAGUUGAGCAGUUUGUUAAAAAACGGCAACGGAGAUCUCGCGUCAUAUAUGAAAGUACUAAAAGAUUCGUUUUUUAGAAUUGAUCGAGAUUUGACGAAUGAAGACUCUUCUAAUUGUGGGACCACUGCAAUCAUUGCAUCAAUUAUAGCUAACGAGUAUAUCAUUGUGUCUAAUGCGGGGGAUUCAAGAUGUAUAAUGUCUUUGGAAGGCGGUGCACCAAAGACUUUAUCAUUUGACCACAAACCGUCUACGAUGGGAGAAAGAGUUAGAAUUGAAAACAGUGGGGGAUAUGUCGUGAAUGGUAGAGUGAACGAGAUUUUAGCAUUAUCUAGAGCAUUUGGUGACUUCAAGUUCAAAUUGCCCUAUAUGGAAUUGCUGAAUAACCAAAACAAGUAUAUUGCUGCUAACAAGAAGUAUUUCAAGCAUGAAUUGAUUCAUUUACCUCCUGAAUUGUUUCUGGUCAGCGUAGAGCCAGAUGUGGUAGUCUACGACUUGAAGAGCUUAAAGCAACCAGAAUUUGUUGUUUUAGCAUGUGAUGGAAUUUGGGAUUGCUAUACUAAUACUAAGUUAAUAAAAAUUAUAAGGGACAAAUUAAGCUUGGACUGGAAAAUACAUCAUAUAACAGAAUUUAUUUUGAACGAUUGUGUUGGAAUGGCUAAUAAUGUAACAGGGAUAGGUUUUGACAAUAUGACCAUUAUCAUUGUUGCGGUACAUAAUAAUAAUAAUAUUGAUGAGUGGUAUACUAUGAUGAAAGAACGGGUUUUAAAAGAGAAGGGACUUCUCUAG